Mytilus californianus (California mussel) is the source of this 782-nucleotide messenger RNA. RefSeq names its product collagen alpha-1(VIII) chain-like. The record is from RefSeq and is a predicted model, not a curated record. Bases 12 to 668 code for a protein of 218 amino acids. The transcript has 9 exons. Lineage: Eukaryota; Metazoa; Mollusca; Bivalvia; Mytilida; Mytilidae.
AAAAAGGCAAAAUGGGAACACCAGGUACACAUGGUUGGCCUGGAAUGAAAGGUAAAAUGGGAGAAAUGGGAUUACCAGGAGCACCUGGAAAACAUGGUUGGCCUGGUGGUCCCGGUAAAAAAGGAGAAAUGGGAGACAAAGGAUUACCUGGACAUAAUGGUAUUCCAGGAAUGAAUGGGAUGAAAGGCAAACCUGGCAUGCCUGGUAUAGACGGGAAACCAGGUAUACCAGGAUAUAAUGGCAAACCUGGUAAGAAAGGAGCGAUGGGAGAUCCUGGAAUUAGAGGUCCAAUGGGAUAUCCAGGAGUUAAAGGUGGACCAGGUAACAAGGGACCAGUAGGAUGGCCGGGUCCAAAAGGGCCACCUGGUAUGAAAGGGAAACCGGGUGAUCCCGGAAGAGACGGAUAUCCAGGACUACCAGGAAAGAAAGGAAUGGAUGGCGCUGAUGGAAAACCUGGUGGUAAAGGACCAGUCGGGUGGCCUGGACCUAAAGGACCACCAGGCAUGCCGGGAAAACCGGGCAAGGACGGAUAUGUCCAUGUUGUAUUUGAUAACUAUGGUAGCAAAUAUAAGCUUGGACCUUCACAAAAAGCAGCUAUAAAACAGGAGCUGUCCUCAUCACAUCAGCUGUCUUCAUCCUGGUCAGCCUGGUCAGCCUGGUCAUCGUAGUAUCAAUAGACUAUCAACGAUAUACAAUUCAUAGAAAAUUUGAGACUUUUUACCUAUUGUGUAGAUUCAUGACAUCUUCUGUGAAGUAAUAAUAAAUAGAAAAUUAUUAUUUUA